AUGGCCCCACAAGACAAAGUUGAAUUUGUUAUUUUAAAAUUAACCUUUUUGCCCUUUAUUCAUCCUCAAUAUCCUAGAAUUACAUUGACUCGCAAGAAGCAUUCACCUAGUGGCUCCAUGACUCAAGUUCGUGAUUGGUUUGAUCGCAUAAUGUCUAGAGAGAAAUCAAAAAUACCCUCUAAUAUAAGUGUGCGCUACUGUGAAUGGAACAUAACUUCGGGCAAUGCUAAUUUAUUUACCAUUAACGGUUACCGUUUCGAUAAGAUUCUUUUAAUAUUGGGUGAAGAAGCCAUACAUUGGGUAUACUAUCAGAAUAUGCCCCUGCAUAGACGCAUUGAAGGCUGCGGUCGUUUGUCGGUAAACUAUUGCGGCUGCUGCUUAAAUAAUCAAUAUUUGAAAAUUAUGGAAACAGUUAAGGGCUGCCUAAUGAAACAGGGCGGCCGUAAUUAA
This is a messenger RNA of Lucilia sericata (common green bottle fly), 450 nucleotides long. RefSeq lists its product as uncharacterized. The coding region runs from base 1 to 450 and encodes 149 amino acids. The record is from RefSeq and is a predicted model, not a curated record. The transcript is spliced from 3 exons. Lineage: Eukaryota; Metazoa; Arthropoda; Insecta; Diptera; Calliphoridae.